AAGGAGGCGGCGCCGAGUGAGCUGUUGAGGGGAGAAACGAGGGAAGCAGCAGAGCGGAGGGGGUGGGCGAAGGAAGGACUGCCGACCGCUCCCGUUCCUCUCCCUCCUCGCCCCGUUUACGCCCCCGUGGAGCCCCUUCGAGGCAGGCAGCGUCACUCGUUGUAUAACCGGCGGCUGCCGCCAGCCGGGUCAGCCGCUCCUCGCGCCCGUCACCACCGCCGGGGCUGGAGCGGGGGCUGCGGGAGCCUCGGUCAGGGUGAACUCAAAUGUAAAAUUUGAAAAUGCUGAAUACUGAUAACAAAAAUGGCUUUAAAAAUAUCAGAACUGUACAGCAGCUUGUGCUAAGUACAGGUAUUCUGUUCUAUAACUGAGGAGCUGGAUUCUGAACUAUAUAAAACAAUUUGAACUCUUUGAAAAUAUUUUAUAACAGUCAUUGGCCCUGAAGUUCUUUGCUCAAAAUGAGUGAAUAUUUGGAAAUGGCAAAUGCAGAAAACAUGGAUAUUCAGAUGAAGAAUGAACAGAAUUUGGAUGCCCUUCAGGAAGAUAUUGAAAUGAAUGGUGGAUCCAGUGCAAAUGAUGCAAGUGAAAAUUACUCCAGUGGGCAUGAUUCACAUAGCAAUGAGGGUGAAGAAAAUGGGAAAGAGGCAACUAUGAUUAUGGAAUCUUUAGACUGUUAUAAAAGGUUGUCUAGCAGCGAACUAUCAUCUAAAUCUAAAACCCAGAAGGAAGUAAUAAAAACAUUGCAGGAAUUAAAAAGGCAUCUUCCUCCUGAUAAAAGGAUCAAAGGCAAACCUAGUAUCCUGGCAACUCUGAAGUAUGCGCUUGGAAGCAUUAAGCAAGUUAGAGCCAAUGAAGAAUAUUACCAGUUGUUGAUGACUAAUGAAAGCUAUCCUUGUGGCCUUGAUGUAUUGUCCUAUACUGUGGAAGAUGUUGAAAACAUUACCACAGAAUACAUCAUGAAGAAUGCAGAUAUGUUUGCUGUAGCUGUUUCUUUGGCUACUGGGAAAAUUCUGUACAUCUCCGAUCAGGCUGCCUUUAUUCUCCGCUGUAAGAAAGAUGUAUUUAAAAAUGCCAAAUUUGUGGAGUUUCUGGCACCUCAGGAUGUCAGUGUGUUCUACAGCUCUACUACUCCAUACCGAUUGCCAUCCUGGACUAUUUGCAAUGGAGUUGAGUCUACCACCCAGGAGUGCAUGGAGGAAAAGUCUUUUUUUUGCCGCAUCAGUGCAGGGAAAGAGGAGCAUACUGGUGAGAUCUGCUACCACCCAUUUCGUAUGACUCCAUACCUUAUCAAAGUACAGGAUGAAGAUGAUCAGCUUUGUUGUGUGUUGCUUGCAGAAAAGGUCCACUCUGGUUAUGAAGCACCCAGAAUUCCUUCUAAUAAAAGGAUAUUUACAACUACACACACCCCAAGUUGUUUGUUCCAAGAUGUAGAUGAAAGAGCGGUGCCUUUGUUGGGAUACUUGCCUCAGGACUUAAUUGGAACUCCUGUCUUAGUGCAUCUUCAUCCAAGUGACAGACCUUUAAUGAUAGGAAUUCACAAAAAAAUUCUUCAGUGCGGUGGACAGCCAUUUGAUUAUUCACCAAUCAGGUUCUGCACCAGAAAUGGUGAAUACAUAACUCUGGAUACUAGCUGGUCCAGUUUCAUCAAUCCCUGGAGUCGAAAGAUUUCUUUUAUAAUUGGAAGACACAAAGUUAGAACUGGUCCCUUGAACGAAGAUGUGUUUACACCUCAGUGCGCAGAAGAAAAAAUCCUUCACCCUAGCAUCCAAGAAAUUACAGAGGAAAUAUAUCGGUUAUUAUUACAGCCUGUACAUAACAGUGGCUCUAGUGGCUAUGGAAGUUUGGGAAGCAAUGGAUCACAUGAGCACCUAAUGAGUGUGGCUUCAUCCAGUGACAGCAAUGGGAACAAUAAUGAAGAUACCCAGCGGAUACCCAAGCCUAAGUCUUCUCAAGGUAUAUGUAACAAUGGACGUGAGGCCAAAAAUAAAGAGCACGUCUUCGUCAAUUCCAGAUCGAAGCUUGAAAGUGAGAAAAAAUAUGCAGAGAAAUCCAGUGACCAUAUGGAAAGUGCUACUCAGCCAGCAGAAAAUGAUGGUGUUGGAAUGGCUUGUCAGAGGAGCUUGGCUGCAGAAGAACUGGCUUGGGGAGAACAACCUGUUUAUUCCUAUCAGCAGAUCAGCUGUUUAGACAGUGUUAUCAGAUAUUUGGAAAGCUGCAGUGCAGGUGAUGCAGUGAAGAAAUCACAGCCUUCCUCAAACGCUGCUUCACUGAAUUCUGAUAUGCUUAGAGAGAAAAGGCAUGACAUUAAAACACCCACAGAAGAAAGUGUGCUGUCAAAAUCCCACAUAGGCCCUGUGGAGUUGGAGAUAGCUGAGAAAUCGAAUGCUUCUGCUGUUGUUGGUGCUCACUUAACUUCUUUAACUUUGCCUGGCAAGCCAGAGAGUGUUGUAUCUUUAACCAGUCAGUGCAGCUACAGCAGCACCAUAGUUCAUGUUGGAGACAAAAAAACACAGCCUGAAUUAGAAAUAAUCGAAGAUGGUCCCAGUGGAACAGAACCCAUGGAGAGUCAGCUUAUUGCUCCACAAUCUACUACUACUCAAAAGAAUCAAGAAAAAGAGUCAUUUAAGAAAUUGGGGCUUACAAAGGAAGUCCUUGCAGUGCAUACACAAAAAGAAGAGCAGAGCUUUCUGACCAAAUGUAAAGAAAUCAAAAGGUUCCAUAUUUUUCAAUAUAAUUGCAGUUACUACUUUCAAGAAAGACACAAAGGACAUCCUGGUAACCGUGGUGUUCAUGGACCACGACAUGGCUCUGGAGUAGAUCAGUCUUGGAAGAAAAAUGGGAAGAACAGGAAAUCUAAGCCAAAACGACAGAAGCUACACAAUUCUUCAGACAGCACAACCUCUGGUACCAAACCUCCACGCAGGUUUCCCCGGCUUGUCCCAAAUAGCACAGCCUGGUCUCCAUCAGAUACUUCUCAAGCAAGUUAUCCAGGAAUGCCUUUUCCUACAGCUAUGUCUACAUACCCACUUGCAGUUUUUCCACCAACAGGAACUGUGCCACCAGGUCCUGAAGCGCCUCUUUCUGCUUUCAGUGAAUCGCAGGACUCGGGAAAUCCCUGUCAUUUGCCAUUAUCACAGUUUCCCAACCCUCUGAUGACUCCAGUGGUAGCACUUGUACUCCCCAACUACAUGUAUCCUCCAGUGAACAAUGGGAUUCCUCAAGCACUUUAUCCUGAUCCACCUAGCUUUCCUGCUCAGCCUUCUUUCUCUUCCCAAGCAGUGUUUACAGCACAGCCUCCAUUCACUGCCUCGAACACAUUCCCACCUCAACUGUUCCAUUAUAAUCCACUGGCAGGGAGUGAAAAGACCGCUGUUGUAGAAUCUCGAAAUGAGCAAUCCCGUUCAUGCACUCCACAGUCUCCUGGCCCACAAGGUCAAGCCUCACCACCAUUGUUCCAGUCCAGGUGCAGUUCUCCUCUACAGUUGAACCUUCUGCAAUUAGAAGAAAUGCCCAAAAAAGUGGCUGAAAGUGGUGCUGCUGGUACACUAGGAAGCCAUGGAACUGUAACUGAUGGAGGGGCGACAAGCAAACCCAUGAGCUCAGAUGACUGCAACAGAAAAGCAUCUUCCCCUGUUGGAUCGCCAAUGGAAGUUCAAAAUAGUGAUGCCUUCUCUAUAUCUAGUGAUUUACUUGAUAUUUUACUCCAGGAAGAUGCAAGUUCAGGCACUCUCUCUGCUUUGUCAGGAAGUGGUGUUUCAGCAGCUGCUGAGUCCUUAGGCUCAGUUUCAAAUGGAUGUGGCAUGUCAGGCAGUGGAACAGGAAAUAGUGAAACAAGUCAUACCAGCAAAUAUUUUGGGAGCAUUGACUCAUCAGAAAACAAUCCGAAAACAAAGCGAUCAGAACUGGAAGUAAAUGAGCAGUUCAUUAAAUAUGUCCUCCAGGAUCCCAUCUGGCGGUUGAUGGCAAAUACAGAUGACACUGUUAUGAUGACUUACCAGAUUCCCUCCCGAAACUUAGAAACUGUUUUAGAAGACGACAAACUGAAACUGAAACAAAUGCAGAAGUUCCAGCCAAAAUUUACUGAGGAGCAAACGAGAGAGCUACUUGAAGUACACCCAUGGAUUCAGAAGGGUGGACUACCGGGGGCUGUUACUAAUUCGGAGUGUAUUUAUUGUGAAGAAAAUGUAAACAGCAGAUUUUAUGCACAAGAUGAAGAAGAAAUCCAUAAAAUGGAGCUUAAUGAAAUGAAUGAAGCCAUUGGGGGGGAAUAGCUCGACUACCCUGAACCAAGUCAACAGUGAAAAUGUUUAAUCCAUGAAGAUCCGUUUCGAACAUGAUCUGCUUUAUAACUAUUGCAGUACAUCAUUAGAUCUUCAGGGUUUUUAAGUUUGUUUCUUGUGAAAUGGAUCUAAUUUUAUAUAAAGCAAAUGGAUUUUUUGUUCUAGAAAAAAGUCAUUUGUGAUUAAUCACUUUGAGAGGCUGCAUACCUCAACCAGUCACUGCUGAAGAAGUAUAAUAUUCAUUAUUUAAAACUAUGGAGGAUAUACUCAGAGCCUGAAUGGAUACAGCAAAGAAUUUCACAAAAUAUUGUGCCAUCCUAAAAAUUACUUUCAGACUGCUUUUUUUUCAGUGACACAUAAUUUUGAAAUAUAUGGCAUAUUUUCUAGUAUGGAAUAUUUUGAAUGAAUUUCAGGUUAGUGGAUAGAAUUAUGCCUGUUUCCCAAACCUGACUUUACCCAAUCCCAUCAGUAUUCUGAUAUUUGAGUUGCUUUUAACAACAGUAAGUAAUUUCACCUUUCUAAGAUAUCCAGUAAUUUGUUUAGCUUCUUUAAAAAAAGUUGUAUGCAUGAAAAAUCCCUGGCGGCCCGCCCACCCUGCGCCAGUGUCUAACCAUUCCUAUCCUAUUUUUCAAUAAUCUAUGAUCCAAAAUUAUAAUAAAUUAUUCUUGAAAUAUGCAUCAGUGACUUAUUUGUUAAAUGUUUUAAUUGAUGUUUGUUCCCACAAAUUCCCAUAUUUUAUCAGCCAACAGUAAUUGUCAGUUCAGAAACAGUCUUGCAGAGAAGCAUACAAAAAAUUGCUAGUAUCCAAAAAACAAAAUUACCCCUUGAAUUCUGCACCAAGGAGCUAUCUUCCCAAACGGGAGAAACUAAUCAUAAGACUGAUUUAGCUGGCAUUAUAAUAUUUUCAUAAUGAAGAAUAAUCUGGGGGUUGCAAUGAUUGCAUAUAGAAUGUUGAGUUACAGUAUUGAAAUAAGAGGAAGGAGUCUGCUACUGAGGAAGCUUGGGUCAACAUGACCAGAACACAUUUCAGCUUUUAAUUGCCCCUCCUCUUUGCCUUCUCAAACAACUGGCACUCUUUUACCUGCUGAAUUACAGGCAAUUUCCUCUCCACUGACCUAGUAGUCACUUUAACUAUACUACUAUAUAUCAUUAACAUUGUGGCCUCUUGUGGUGUGGAGAAUGGUAUAAAAUUAUAUUAGAAAGCCAUCUGUAAUUGGAGCCUUAAUGUACACCUGAUAUCCGUAACUGCAUUCUGUUAAUUUUCAAGCUUUUUUAGAUUUAUCGUUUUUGUUAUUUGUGCCCCUAAAGUUAACUUCCGAAGAUUGAAGUGUUAGUACUGUAUAGAAAAUGCUGUUUGUUGCUGAAUAGCAGAGCUGAUUUCAGGAGUUAGUCACGGGAUAAAAAUAACUUUUAUUUAACUAGGACUGCCUCACCCCAUUUGCACUGACCCAGACCCUCCAUUUAUCAUCUGAGAUCCUUCUUCAUGUGCUCCCUCCAUAAGAGGUUUGGAGGGCGACAACACAAGAAUGGGCCUUUUCUGCAGUAGUUCCCAGGGAGUUUGGCAUAGCACCUUCAUUACAUAUAUUUAAGCACCAGGCGAAAACAUUUCUCAACGUCCAGGCCUUGGGCUGAUUAACAUUCUAUGGCCUUUUAAAUGUAUUGGGGGGGUAUUGGUUUGUUUUUCUUUUAAUGUGUAAUUUGUGUUCUCAUUUUUAUGUUGGGAACAGCCCUAUAAUCUUUGGAUGAAGGGUGGUGUAAAAAUUUAAAAAGUGAAAUAAAAUAGACAUAAAUGUACAUAUGCAUACUAAUCAAUAUGUCCAAGAAACUUGUCAUGCCGUGCUUGAUACCAACACGUAAGAACUGUCGGACAAGAUCUGGCCUCUGAGCCAAAGAUACAGUCCGACAGCAUAUUGUAACGUAUGCUUUAGCAAAGAGAAGUCGUCUCAGGAUAAUCAUGGGUUAAUUUAUUCCUGGGUGGCUGCUGUGGUGAUGGUGGCUGUUUCCAAGCUUUCCUGAUAAGUCAGAAGCUUGUAGGUGUUUUUGAAUAUGAGUCUGCCUUCUGCAAUUGGCUAGCAAUCAACUUUAUCUGAACCAAUAAAUUGCAGAACUUAAUUGUGAGUUGUAUAAAAUAAGGGUGAAAUCCAACGCAGCAUUAGCAGGGCUUCUCCUACCCUUGAGUACCCCCAGAAACUGCUCAAGAGGGUUGGGGAACACUCGGGAGUAUAUUGGAAGUGAUUACAGAGGGGAAAGAAACCAUAAGUCCCUUUGUACAAGCAGAUUUCAUCACGGGAUACCCCAAGUACAGUAUCUUGAUUUUCAGUUUGCUUCUGUUGCUCUGGUGCCUUCUAAUUUUUGUAUUUCGGGAAAGAGGUAAAUAAUACUUGCUUUAUCUGCAACCUUCUCUCAGAGCAACUCGUGGCAUUUCGUGCAUGUAGCUAUGAACCCUGCCUGAUGUAGUUUUUCUUCAUCAUAAACUAGGUAAUUGAACUUUUUAAUGCUGCUCACACAUCAACAUGUUGUGCAUAUCCUGUUGCACUUAAAUUGGUCGUUUUUAGCAUAACACGAGGAGGGCCAUUUUGAGGAAAUGAAGCUUUAUCUAAUGGCAUGUACUUAAAUUCUGAUUCUACAGUCACUUAUGCACAGGCUUUACAUGUAAUUUUUAAAUCACAUGGAAAACUCUCAGUGCUUAAAAGUGUCAAAAUUCAGAGAGUCAUAUGAUUAAUUCCACACUCCACAGAACCUUGGGCUUGUGACUUUCUUCUUUUAUAGCAGCCACCCACUGCAUGGAUGAAACUACUCUGAGAGCUUCAAAAGCAGCCUCGUGAAAUGGCAUUGAGGGUAUGUUUUAAAGCGCUGGGGGUGGGAGUUCACCACACCUGCCAAUUCCUCUCUGAAGCUGACUGGUGUGACAAGUGUGGUUUAGUAUUUAGUACAGGACUUAUGGGUGCAAAUUUAUUUUUGUAGACAUCUGCAGCAUGUAUGUGUGGUCAUUUUCACGACGAUUUUGAGAUGCCGGGGAGAAAAGUUGUUAAACCCUUUAAUGGGUGGUUUCAUAAAGAUAUCUACAUCAUUUUAAAAACUAUUUUAUUUACAGGAAUAGUACUAAAAUAUUUUCCUAUAUUUUUUUAAAAUUGCAAGCCUCCCUGAAACCGGAUUUGUUGUAGAUUAUUUUAGCUUACAAAUACUUGGUCACUAUGAGAGAACUUCAUUAAUGUGUGGCUUUUCCAUCUUCAAACAAUGUUUUCUGUCUACUGUGCAAUAUUGGUUUUUUGUCAUGUGACUUAUUUUUACUACGUGCUUUGUAGAAAAUUGGUAAAUAAAGAAUUUUUAUUUUUAACUGUAGUCUUUCCAUAAUUACUUUGUCUGGUUAAACUGUUCUACAGUGAAGACUUGAUAUGAGAAAUAUCUGCAUCCAAAUGCCAAUGCUUAAAAUGAAAUACUUGCCAGAAUUUUGAAUAAUUGUCAUUCUUGUCUUCCAGAUGGGUAUUGGUAUAACUCUUUAGCCUGUCAACCAUUUUAUAGGAACCUGUGGUCUUCCAGAUGUUGUUGGACUCCCAUCACCAGUAGCCAGUGAUAAUGGAAGUUGUAGGCCAGCAACAUCUGGAGAACCAUAGAUUCCACAUCCUUGUCCUACAUUGUAAUAAAUUAUUUUGAUAGUCAAUCUUUAUAGAUGGAACUUACACAGGCUUGUAGCCAAUGAUAGUCAUACAGAGAGUACAGCAAUUGAAAUUAAUGAACUUGGCUGACUUAGGUCCAUUAAUUUCUUUGGGUCUGCUAUGGGUAUAAUUUAGCUGGAUACAAUCCAAAAUACAUUGCCAAAUUUAACCAAUAGUGUGCUUGUAAUCU
Molecule: messenger RNA, 8126 nt
Organism: Zootoca vivipara (common lizard)
Lineage: Eukaryota; Metazoa; Chordata; Lepidosauria; Squamata; Lacertidae
Gene: PER2
Product: period circadian regulator 2
Biological process (GO): negative regulation of transcription by RNA polymerase II; circadian regulation of gene expression; entrainment of circadian clock by photoperiod
Cellular component (GO): nucleus; cytoplasm
Molecular function (GO): transcription corepressor binding; transcription cis-regulatory region binding
Source: RefSeq, a predicted model, not a curated record